GUUUGGUUAAAGCAGGGGUGAACAUCACACACUCGGCGCCCUCUGAAGCUUCCCACAAUGCUUUUAUGAACGAGAUACCACAGCAGUACCGAGACGUGUAGAGGAGGAGGACGCAGCAGCAGCACCGGCUCUGCGAGUGCAAUCUGCUUACCGAGCGUGACAACUUUAAAACAUAACCUCCUGCGUUAAAUCUCAUUUUUCUCUGCGGAGACGACAAUCUUUGGAUCGCACAAAUUCAUGGAUGUUCUUGGAUAAUCUCUCGUUGUUUUACGCGGAUAGCUGCUCCACAGUCUUGCAUGGUGCACGUCGGUCCAGGAAUGGCGCGAUAAAGUGAUCAGAGGAAUCAGUCCAAGUACAGUCACUUCUCGUGUAGCCGUCUCGUCAUGUAUUCUCCAAUUUGUCUUACUCAGGAUGAAUUUCAUCCCUUCAUCGAAGCACUUCUUCCUCACGUCCGUGCCAUUGCCUACACGUGGUUCAACCUCCAGGCCAGAAAACGCAAGUACUUCAAGAAGCACGAGAAGCGGAUGUCCAAGGACGAGGAGCGUGCGGUGAAAGACGAGCUUCUGAGCGAGAAGCCCGAGGUUAAGCAGAAAUGGGCGUCCAGGCUGCUGGCCAAGCUGCGUAAGGACAUUCGGCAGGAGUACCGGGAGGACUUUGUCCUCAGCGUGACGGGCAAGAAGCACCCGUGCUGUGUGCUGUCCAACCCGGACCAGAAGGGGAAGAUCCGCCGGAUCGACUGUUUGAGGCAGGCCGACAAAGUUUGGCGUCUGGACCUGGUGAUGGUCAUUCUCUUCAAAGGCAUCCCUCUGGAAAGUACAGACGGGGAACGCCUUGUCAAGUCUCAACAUUGCACCAACCCAGCACUUUGUGUCCAGCCACACCACAUAACAGUAUCGGUCAAGGAGCUGGACUUGUUUCUAGCGUACUAUGUUCAAGACCAAGACUCGCGGCAAUCAGGAAGUCCCAGUAACAAUGAGCAAGGCAAGAACCCUCUUCCAGUCUACCUGGAGGACAGCUUCAUCAAAUCAGGAGUCUUCAGUGUUGCAGAGCUGGUGCGAGUGUCCAGAAUGCCCAUCAUCCACGGUGCUGCGGUGAACUUCUCCAUGGCCGACAUGCCCACCCAGCCCUACUACCACGACCUGAACUCCAGCGUGGGGCUGCACCGCUCCCUGUCCUCCCCUCCUGGCAGCAAAAGGCCCAAAACCGUCAACAUGGAGGAGAACAUGGACACCAGCCCGACGGGACCCGACUUCUACUCGUCACCCAGCUCGCCAGCCAGCAGUCGGGCAAACUGGCACGAUAGAGACGGAGCAGACAUGUCCUCUCCCACCAUGAAGAAGCCAGAGAAGCCGCUGUUCAGCCCCACCUCCCCGCAGGACUCCUCACCACGACUCAGCACUUUCCCUCAGUCUCAUCACCCAGGCCUAACAGGUGUAGGACACAGUGUUAUAUCGACGAGGAGCCCCCCUCCGCACUCGCCCCUGCAGUUCUCGGCCUCGGCUAUCUUGCCCCCGGCGCCGUCGCCCUACUUCUCGCACACCACCAUCCGCUACCCGCCCCACCUCAACCCAGCUGAUCCCCUCAAGAGCUACGUGCCGUCAUACGACCCGUCCAGCCCACAGAGCAGCCAGCCUAACAGUAGUCAGGUGGGAGGAAAAGUCCCGGGCCACUUCACCCCAGUCCUGGCUCCCUCCCCGCAUCACGGCGCCGUGCGACCCGUCUCGCUCUCCAUGCCAGACACCAAGCCCAUCACCACAUCCACAGAAGUGAUGGCAUGUUACCCAGGCUACUCAGCCCCCGGCACCCCGACGGCUAACCGGUUCGUAGGCCUGAGCCCCAGAGAUCCCGCCUUCCUCCACCAGCAACAGCUGAGGAAGUGUGACUGGAGCGUGACUCAAAACGGCAGGCAUUAUGGCCCCAGUGCCACUGACGACACUUUGGGGAUUACUUGGCAAAGUCCUGGUACCUGGGCGAGCUUAGUUCCAUUCCAAGUGUCGAACGGGACUCCGAUUCUGCCAACAAAUGUCCACCAGAACUACAGCAUAAACAUCAUUGGUGAGCCCCUGGUCCCCGCAGAGACGGGGAACUGAACACACAGAGGCCGGAUGACCCCCAGGGUGGAUGCGUGGCUGGGGGUGUUGGUGGUGCACAGCCAGCACUACAGGUGUCCGCAGCCAUGGAUGAAACCAGCAAAGCAGCACGAGCUGCACAAUCGUCCCCUAACUCCCAAUCUCGCCCCUUCCAUGUCCCCUCCCCAUGAAGGACACUGGCCGUGAAGUGAAGACGAGGGUUGGUUCGGAGGAAAGAAAAGAGAAAAAGCUUCAGGUCUGCUGUCUCCUCGCCCCGCCCGGCCCACACAUCCACCACCCCCCCCCCCCCCCCACCCACCAGUCAGUUGUUGUGUUGGCAGAACUUUUCAAUCCAUUCAAAUACUGUGAUGUAUAGAUGCCUUAAUGUUUUAUUGCAUGACACUCUAGUCUCUUAGCGGCAAUUCCUACUAUUUUUCCAUGCUGGGGGAAGAUGUAAAAUCUUGAUUUACACACACACACACACACACACACACACAAGUGAAGAGAUCUGCGUAUCGACAACCUCUGCCUGGUGGAUGGCUCCGAGACUCUAAGCUCUCCGAUCAGACCUCUUGAAAAGAGGCUUUCCCACGUGAAACGAUUCACUGUGUACACCAUAGGAACAACAAAAAUUGUGAAUUCAGAGUGUUUCUUCUUCCGUUUGAUUUCAGUUUACUGUGAUACGACUCUUUGUUCAGAAAAAUGUGUUGACUUUGUUUAUUCUUUACUGCUACUUACUUCAAGAAUUAACGUGAAUACUUACGGCGAGAGUUGAGAACUCUUGAUGCGGUUUUUAAAAAACACUAAAUGUUUGGCUUGAAAUUGGACCCCUCCAUUAAAGAAUUUGCAACUCCUUUACAAAAGGAUUUAAAAAGACGGAGAAUAAGAAACUCUCCAUAGAGGCAAGUGCAAUUGAAUUUUUUGAAGGGAAGCUAUCAGUCUGUCAACCCUAAGACUCUAAAGGAAGGGGGGAAAUAUUAAAUGGUUUUAUGGGUAAAAUGUUUAAGAAAACAUUUGAAUUGGAUUUCAGUCCGCCUUCUCACAUGAGAACAACAUCCAGUGUGAAAGGCAGUUGAAGGCAAGCACUGAGCUACCUGUGCAGCGCUGAGCAAAACCAGCACUUCUUUUGAGCCCUUCCCAUUUUGGGGAGUUUUUAAUUUAUUUUUGGGGAAGAAAAAAAAAAAAAAACACGAUGAUAAGUAAAGAAAUGAGACACACAUCGUGUAUAAAAAUGACAUGUCAUUGUUUUUAAAAAUGUUCACGAUAAGAUCAAGAGCAUAUGCAUUUGGCCAUCAGCUUCUAAAGCUUAUGUUUACAAACAAAUAUAUGGAAUGCAAAGUGUUAAACCAUGGAAAUGUACAAUUCAUGCAAAUGUACAGUAGGCUUGUGUGUAAAGCUACAGUUGUGCAAGGUUGACUCUGCAGCGGAAGAGGUUUAAAACUGAAAUUAUGAAUCCAGGUGGUGGCAAAUCCCUGAAAUCUAGAAUUGUGCACGGCAUGUUCACAGCCAUUGCCUCUCCAGUCCAGACAUAUUUAUACAAGGAAAAUCUCUCCAAUACUCUUAAUUUGCACGAUGACAUAUAGUCCACAUUACGUGCCUUGCCUUUGAAUAUAGAGACAUCACUACACUUGUUUUUGCUGCAUUUAUCAUUAUAGAAAAAAAUUAACAUUUUUAUGAUAAGAAUUGUUUUGUACUCUGAAUGAAAUUGUUGAUUUUUAACUUCAUGUACUACUCUAUCUCACAGUUACAUUGCAUAUCAAGGCUGUGUAUAGUUGCCGUUUUAAAGUUUGUAAUCAACCAGCAUUUUUUUUUUUCCUCAGUAUUUUUGGUGGUUUUUCUAAUAACCUGUCAUCUUUUGUUUUCAUUAUUUGUUUGAUGCUCAUUUUGUUCAUCUUCCAAUUACUAUUGUGGAGGGUGGAAUUCAGAAUUAUGAAAAUUAUGCAAUACCAAGUUUUGCCUAUGUAGGUAGUGCUUAUAGAUGCGUCAAUUAUUAGAGGCUAGUUUGGAGAUAGACAAUAUUGUAAUGCAUUUAUUUUGUUGAUAUCGUUGUUUGUCGUUGUUGUUGUUGAUGAUGUUGUUGUUGUUGUGGGUGUUUUCCUUUUUUAUUGACCAAAGUGGGGACUGCUUUCUAUGCAGUGUAUGACAAGGUCUUUUUCUUUUUUUCUUUCUUUAGCAUUUUGGCCAACCGAAUGACGGUGAGACGUGUUCCGGUGUAUUUUGAAUUCGGGAGUUUUAGGGGGAGGGGCAGUAUUUUUCUAGAAGUACUUAUUGAAACAAAAUGCACCCUUGGUCUUUAUACGGCUGCAAAGUCACUGAUUGGUCUACUGUGACUCUUACUUUCAACUUUCCACCUGGGGUGCUAGCAUGUGACCUUGAAGGAGCUAAUUUUUUCACCGGAGAGACGGCUUGACUUGAGUAUGACAAUCAUUUUAAGAAAUCAUUUUUGCGUGGAAUCCCAUUCUCUCAUAGAUCCCUUGAAGCUGCAACUGACGACGGAUACCGUUGCACGCUUGUAUCGAGUACUACGCCGUACUAUUCUAGACGUCACCGAAUGCAAUUCCCAAGUAGAUGCCUUAAACACAUCAGUGAAGUGGCCUGUGACCUGCGCAACAAUCACACACCGACUAAUGCUAGUGAGACCUGUCCAAUCAGUUCCAGACAGGCUCAAGCAAGCCUUUAGAAAGUAUUUUAUAAGUAGUAGAUUUGUAUAAAUGUAUAUACGAUAUGCACAUAUGUGAAUUCCUGAGAUACUUCUCCAGCAGAGAGCCGUUGAAGUAAACAUUGGACCCGCAGAAGCAUGGCGUUACCUAACUUCAUGUCCUGUAGCCCAGUAGGAGCUUAAAUAGAAUCCACUAGAAGAAAAAAUAGCACUUAACUAGCACAUAGGCAAUCGUCUUCUCCCCCGUACAGUGUUUUAGUCUUAAACUAAACCUCUCAGGCGUAAUACAGGGCAUUAUUUAUAUCAAUCAUUAUCUUACCAUUGCUAAUGUAAAGUCUCUUCUCACAGAGCAGCGCCUCCCAUGCUGCUAUGACACCUUUUGCACUCUUUCCCUACAAUCGUGAAAGAAAAGUUCCCCUCGGAGAGCCGGCAGUCGUAAGCAGAAGGCUUAGAAGCAGAAAUCGUUUUUAAAAUAAUCCUCAAGUCAAGCUCAAUCUCUCCGUCUUCACCCAGAUUUCUUAUGCAGAAAACAUUUUUAAAAGUCACCCCGUUCUAUGUGCACUGUUCUGUCUUUUUUUGUUGUUUGAUUCUUUAAUUUUUUAUUUUAGAAGAAAAACUAUAAGUGCUUUGCAGCCUUCGGCCAUUGGAGACCCCACUGACGUGCAUUGUCCCCAAGUGUGUUUGUGAGUGGGUGUGUGUUUGCCUGUGUGUGCGUGUGUGAUAACAAUGUCAGGGUCACUGUGCUGUUGGUGUUUAUUUGAAUAGGAGACUGUACAUAAAGGUAAAUAUCCUGAUUGCAUCGAUAGCGGUAGUCUGUGGGGUUGAGCUCUGCUUUGGCAGCUUGAGUGUGCGUGUGCAUGCGCGCGUGUGUGUGACUUUGUGAGCUGGAUGUGUGAUCGAGUGCCUCUGACACAACGAGAGAAGAUGAGGGUCUUUCUAUUGAAAAAAAAAAAAAGCCUGCCGUAGGACAGGAGUUUGUACACUGUAAACAUUUCUCGAGAGUUCUCCUCUUAAACCCUUAUUUGUAAAUCUUCAAUUCUGGGGGAAAAUGUGUCAAUUCCAUUUUAGGAAAAAAAAAAAAUUAGGUUUUUGUUUUGGAGGCUGGAUUUGAGUUAGAACUCUCCAGCUUUUCCAGAUUCGUAGAAUUUAAAGUGUUUUCAUCAGUUGUAUUCCUGUAUGUAAAGUAAAAAAAAGGGGGGAAAUAUUCUAUACAGAUCCAUAAAUAUAAAACAUCAACAACAAUGAAGGCUUUGUUUAGUAUUAAUAUUAUUAUUUCUGAUCUUGGUUAGUGCUUAGAUAUUUCCAUUUGGGAAACAUCAUGGAUAUUUGAAUUGUUCUUUCAUAGUGUGGCCAUAGCGAGUGUGAUGUGAUUUAUCUCAUUUUUUUUGCAAAUGGGUGUGAAUUCUUGUCCAACAAGAUCUUGGUGUGAGUGUGUUUCUUGUAGCAGCUGGGAGGUGACUUCACUAAACCGCUAGAAAAGGCCCCAGAUUGCACCUGACCUUAUGUGAGAAGCAGGGUAAAAAUCUGCAGUGACAAACGUCCUCGAUGAAUCUAUCAGAUAGUUUCUUUCUUUUUGUUUCUUCUCAGAGGAAAUGUUGCGAGACGAUUGGUGCCACAUUUCAAAUUAGAUCAGAUUCGGCCGGCCAAUGUUGAGCUGUCUAGUUUGUUCGUAUGCAGACGACGCUCUGAAAUAUCUCUUUAACUAUCAGUAACAUCAUCUAGGCAUCACUCAUUUUGCACAUUCCACAUGCUGUCUAUGUCUGAUGUGAUGUAGGAAGCACUUCAUUUACACUACAAACCUACUGCAGGUGCUUCAGAAUAGGGUACUGUACCUUCCAGCUGAUCAUAGCUAUUGUAUUUGGGCAUGGUUACGUAUUUCUAUUGCUACGCAGGGUGUGAAUGUAGCCUCUCGAAAAGCUCUUGAAACUUUAUGAAAUUGUAAUCCAUCAGAAAGAGCUGCACUCAAGGCAGAUUUUGACACUCACAACAACCUUAUUUUAGAAAGUAUUAUGUCAUUGAUCGCUGCGAUCGUCAAGAAACAGGACAACUUUAUGCAAGGAGGACCUGUGGCACUCAUGCAAUAUGUGUGAUUUUCCUUUUAACUGAAUGUCACACACUCUAGGGACUGAGAGGGCGUAUGCAUGCAGACUUAGAGGAAAUAUGAAAACUUCAUUUUCAUCUUACACGAGCAAUACACACCUUCUAUACGUUGGCUAGCUGCUAGUCACUUGGCAUCAGGUUGUUAUAAAACAUGAAAACCAGCAUUUUUACAGGAUGUAACAUUCACCAAAAGAAAAGAUAGCAAUGCAGUGCCUGUUCAAGCUGUCCAAGUGUCUAUUGUACAUAAUUGUAAAAUGUGAUAGACUUACUUUCAUAUGUGACAGGAAAAAUACCAUCACACAGUACAGUGGCAAACUCAUCUAGAAAUAUGCUCUUUAGUACUUCGAUGAUGCUUUUUUGUUGCGAUUUAUUAAUUAUGUCAGCACACAAUGCCCACAUUAGGCUUGUUCAAAAUUUGAGAGGAAAUGUUCAUUCUUCUUAUCUUUUCUUUAGUUUUUCCAGGAGGGGGAGUUUGGGCGGGGGAUGGGGGGGGGGGGGGGGGGUCAGUGCUACAUUAAGAGCAGUGAAAGGAUGAAACGAUGUCUUUUCUUAAGAUUAGUCACCAGUUUUCUCUGCAGGGCUGAUUUAUUUUGGGGUCUUGUGGCACUUUUACGUCCCUCUGCGCACACAUUUCUACUUCAUGAAUCAUGGUGGAAUUAUAUAUAACGAACAACAACAACAACACCAACAAUACAAUAUGUAAACAUUCUCCAGUAGUGAUCGUAGUUACACUGCAAGUGUGUGCAAAGGUCUAUGUAUGUAUCUGAAUGUAUGUUUUAGAGGACUUUUUGGAAACCUUUUUGUUUUUUAUCUUUUCAUUGACAGUUUAGGAGCCACAGGUGUCCAUCGUGAACUGUAUAGCGAAGGCCUUGAUAUCCCUUCUUUUAUUGAUUUUAGAAACGCCGAGCAUUAGGCGAUGCCUUCAAGCUGGUUACAUUUGGUGCAGGGGCUAAAAUUGCCACAAGAUUAAAAUCAGUGUAAAUAAAGGCUCAACUUUUUGUGAUUGUUACUGUUAUAUCCAGCCUAUACUGCUAGCAGCUGUUUUUACUGCAGUCAAUUACUGGAAGUGGAUAUAUUUCCUAUGCAAAACUGUUUAAACAAUAAAAUGAGCUAUGCUACAAAAAUGA
Cottoperca gobio is the source of this 7955-nucleotide messenger RNA. RefSeq names its product nuclear factor 1 B-type-like. The record is from RefSeq and is a predicted model, not a curated record. Lineage: Eukaryota; Metazoa; Chordata; Actinopteri; Perciformes; Bovichtidae. The transcript is spliced from 12 exons. Bases 384 to 2090 code for a protein of 568 amino acids. Gene Ontology annotation, biological process: regulation of transcription by RNA polymerase II. Gene Ontology annotation, molecular function: DNA-binding transcription factor activity, RNA polymerase II-specific; RNA polymerase II cis-regulatory region sequence-specific DNA binding. Gene Ontology annotation, cellular component: nucleus.